AUGGCCGAACGACUUCAGUUGGAAAUCGGCUGCCAUGCUUACGUCGAAGGCGUGGAAACGUCAUAUGGAUACAUCCCUACACUAGGAGCCGGCAUCGCAUACUGCACACUCUUCGGUCUCUCGAUGAUCCUGCAUACAGUGCAAAUGACCUGGAAGCGAACAUGGUGGACAAGCGUAUUCAGCAUCGGAUGUUUAGUUGAAGUAAUCGGCUGGGCCGGCCGCACCUGGUCAUCCAAAUGUCCAUAUAAUUCAACCGCAUUUCUAAUGCAAAUCUCCACCCUCAUCAUCGCUCCGACCUUCUACACAGCCGGCAUAUACAUCCUCCUAGGUCGUUUCAUCCAAAUCCUCGGCACUGAAUCCUCAAUCCUAAAGCCAAAGCUCUACCUCUGGAUCUUCUGUACCUGCGAUGUAAUCUCGCUCGUCAUCCAAGCCGUCGGCGGCGGCAUAGCCUCCGGAGAAGCCGGCAAGAUUGACGGCGAUACAGCGCCAGGAACGCACAUCAUGGUUGCUGGCAUUGUCUUCCAGCUAUUCUCGAUCACCAUCUUUGUAUUUUGCGCUGCGGACUUUGUCCGUCGCACGAUGCGCCACCGAUUGUUGCAGUCGCUUACUGGCUCGGUUAUUCCUUUGUUUGCUGCGAUGGUGCUGUCGAUUGUUUGCAUCUAUAUCCGGAGUAUUUAUCGGACGAUUGAAUUGUCGCAGGGUUGGUCCGGGUAUCUCAUUACCCACGAGAGCUAUUUUAUUGCGCUUGAUGGUGCUAUGAUGAUUGUUUCUGUGGCGGUCUUCAAUGUGCUUCAUCCUGGUUGGUUGUUGCCCGGUGGGAAGACUAUUUCGUCCAAGACCGAGAGGUCUUCUACUGAUGGGCUGGAAAUGAAUCGCUCUGUUGAUGGGUCUGAGGGUAACCGUGGCCCUCCUCUUCAGUGGUGA
This is a messenger RNA of Penicillium nucicola, 924 nucleotides long. RefSeq names its product RTA1 domain-containing protein. Gene Ontology annotation, cellular component: fungal-type vacuole; plasma membrane. The transcript is spliced from 3 exons. The coding region runs from base 1 to 924 and encodes 307 amino acids. The record is from RefSeq and is a predicted model, not a curated record. NCBI's taxonomy places the organism in Eukaryota, Fungi, Ascomycota, Eurotiomycetes, Eurotiales, Aspergillaceae.